GUGAGUUAUGAGCAGUGGUGACGUGUGUGAGGAGCAGGCCAUGGAGUUGGACACACUGGACUCCAUCUUCGGGUGCUUCGAGAAUGAGUUCACUGUCGUCAGCCGCACGCCGCCUGUACACCUGCAGUUUCGCAUUCCAGACCCUGACGAACCGGUCAGUAGCCGAGCCGAGAGAAGCGCGACAAAAAACUGACUUGCAUCUUCGUUCGUUUGGCUGCGUUUGUGCGUUUGUUUCUCAGAGUCACUUCUUCUUGCUUUCUGUGACGUGGCCUGAGGGUUAUCCCGCAGCUGAGCCGCCAUCUUUCGACCUGCCCACCAGCCCCGCCAACAGCCGGCUCGACCAGCCAACACGCCAAAAGAUCCUCGACUUCCUCACUGCAAAGGCGGCUGACAUGGUUGGCGAGCAGAUGACGUUCGCUCUCAUCUCUGACCUGAAGGACGAGGGCUUCGAGCAGCUCUCUCUUCGCGAGAUAUGGGAGGAGAGGAGCCUAUGGGAGAGUCGGGAGGCGGCAGGCAACGCAGCGGCGGCCGAUGGGCCAGAGGAGAAUGGGCAUGUGGAUGGCUCGAGAGCUGCUGGCGGUGAUGGCAGGGACGGUGCUGAGGUGCCUGACAUGAGGCACCUGACCAAGAACCAGAAGCGGACGAUGUGGAAGCAUGCUGUGGGCGGGGAGAUCAACGCGAGGAGGCGGGGAUGGAACUGGGUUGAUAUCAUUAGCCAUCUGAGCAAGACGGGCGCACCGACAGAAAACAGUGGGGGCUGAUGUAUAAUGUGUGUGGGUGUGAGUGUGCUCAAGUUGUGGCGACUGUUGAUGAGACUGAUUGCACGCAUUUGACGGUAAUAUGCUGCAGUCGUU
Molecule: messenger RNA, 854 nt
Organism: Vitrella brassicaformis
Lineage: Eukaryota; Vitrellaceae
Source: the annotation of a GenBank genome assembly